Molecule: messenger RNA, 1702 nt
Organism: Vanessa atalanta (red admiral)
Lineage: Eukaryota; Metazoa; Arthropoda; Insecta; Lepidoptera; Nymphalidae
Product: divergent protein kinase domain 2A
Exons: 3
Coding region: 239-1468 (409 amino acids)
Source: RefSeq, a predicted model, not a curated record
UUGAAAGAAUACGUGAGAAAUGAAAUUAUAUUCUUUUUUGUAAUUCGUUCAUUCUUGGCAAUAAAAUGUUAAAAUAUAAAUUCAACCAAGCAUGAAGCAAGAUUGGAAACAUUUGUGUGUACACACAUAUUUUUAUAAAAAAUAAACUAUAAAAUGUUUUAAAAUGUAUAAUCGACAUGUUAUUUUUGUUAUUCAAUUAUAAUUAUGUACUGCCUUGUAUUGGAGUUUAUUUAAGAUUAUGAAUAAAAAGAACUACAACAACAUGCUUUUACGACGUAGAUUUUGUAAGCGAGUUAUCCUUAUGGUAACCGCCUUUGCUAUAUCGUUUUACGCUUCUGUUCUUUUGUUUGGAGGUCUUAAAGGCCCUCAAGUGAUGCAACUCACAGAUCUAAACCGUUGCCCAGCUUGUUACGGGGUUACCGUCUGUCCUGAAUUAUAUUCAAAUCAAAUAACAUUAGAACAUUCUCAGUGGUCUAACAUGUUCAAUGCUAAGAAUAUAUUUUAUGGAUAUACAAAAUCGAAUCGACGUGUAGUAUUAAAAAAGCUUGCACACGACUGGGAGAUGAGCGAGUUUGAUACGAAAAUUUGUAAAACAUUCAAUUUAAAAUAUAAUUGUAAGCCCAUUGAACUUCUUAAUGUUUCCAAAGUCGAUGAUAAAGUAUUAAAAACUGUGGAGUAUAACAUAACUUGGCCUGAUGCUGAACCAAGAAAAGGACUAGUUUUGUGUCCUUAUGCAUAUAGUCUGUAUGAGCUACUACAGCCUAUUAUAAACAGCAGAAAAGGAAAUUAUAAAUCUGAAAUGUUAAAUAUUUGGACAAUACUAAAUAUCAACCCAGAACCUAUUAUAUUGCAGGUGAUACCCAAAUCUAAAGGAUGGCCAGUGCCACCCUAUGGGGGAGUGUGUGGUAGAUUGGAAGUUGUUGGUUAUGAAGGUGAACCUCUGUCAACACUCCACAAUGUAGCUUGGCACAGGAAAUUAAAGUAUGCACAGAAAAUAUUAGAAGCUGCUAUGGAUUUUACUUUUAAACAUGACAGAUUUCGUUUUUAUCUAAUGGAUUGGUCCCUUGAUAACAUAGUUGCUAAUGAAAAGGAUGAAAUCACAUUCAUAGAUUUAGAAGAUUUAGUAGUACUUGAUAAACAUAUAUCCCCUAAAAAGGACCUGCCUGAUUGGUAUAAACGCUAUAGCCGAGAUAUCAUGGGUUCCGGAUUUACAUUUUCAAUUGAAAAUAUGUGCAAACAUCAUCUCAGUGACCAUAACUUGUGGGCCGCUUGUUAUAUUCUGGCUGGUGAUGAAAAUCCAUUAUUGUAUCCUAUACCCAAGGAGAUUAAUUCGUCAAGACCUCAUUUUGAUAGAUUAUUAAGUGCCUGCCUUAAUGGUGAUGACAGAUUUCGAACGAUAAGCAAGCUCCAACAUGUUAUUGAAGAAAUGUUAACAGAUAAACAGGUUUUAGGAUUUGGUAUAAGAUGAGAAAAUCUUUUAGAGGAGUAAAUCAAUCUGAUUUUUUUUAUUUAUUUUAAAUUAUCUGUGAUAUUAAUAUUGUAUAUUAUUUAAUUUGUCUAUGGGUUGUGUUAGUUUUUUUUUAAUUUUUAUUUAUUGUGUUAAAUUUUAUUGUACUAUAGGUAAUAGUUUGUAGAUUAAUGAAAUAGUUGUAUGAAAUUUUAUACUACUUAAAUUUUAAGCAAGAGUUUACAUCUUGCUAGU